This is a messenger RNA of Diuraphis noxia (Russian wheat aphid), 375 nucleotides long. RefSeq names its product Centrosomal protein 290kDa (gene Cep290). Gene Ontology annotation, biological process: ciliary transition zone assembly; non-motile cilium assembly. Gene Ontology annotation, cellular component: ciliary transition zone; centriolar satellite. The record is from RefSeq and is a predicted model, not a curated record. Lineage: Eukaryota; Metazoa; Arthropoda; Insecta; Hemiptera; Aphididae.
AAGGAAAAUAGAAUGUUAAAACAAUUGCUAACAAGUACGAGAGACGAACUUCAAAAUGCUACGCAACACUUGAAUACGUUAAGUGCUGAAUUUGGAAAUAUGAAAUGUCUACAGGACGAAUACACAGAUAGAAUUAAAACAUUGGAAUUGAACGAUAAAGGUCUUCGUAGUCAAAUUUCUGAACUAGUAGCAGAAAAAGAAAAAUGCGAAGAGCAAAUUGAUGAAUUAGGUGAAGAGCUCGAGUCUAGAAUAAAACAAUUAACGGAAUUAUUGUCAAGAAAAGAUGAAGAGAUUUUAAAUUAUAAAUCACGGAUAGGAUCAACAGAUUCAUUCGAAAAUCAAAACACSUAUUUAGCAAAACUUCAAGAAGUAUGA